AUGGCUUUACUCACCUCCCUUUCGAAGCUGAGGACCAGUCUUUGCAAUGAUCUGGCGAUGUCAGUCUCGAGUGAGAAUGAGCCCGUCAACCUGCUGGCACUGGAUGGCGGCGGCAUCAGGGGAGUUUCUGAGCUCGUCAUACUUGAUGAAGUGAUGAAGACAGUGCAGCAAAAGGGGAACCUUGCUAGUCUUCCAAAGCCAUGCGACUAUUUCCACCUAUUUGGGGGCACGAGCACUGGAGGCCUCGUAGCAAUCAUGCUCGGUCGCUUAGAAAUGGGUACUCAAGAAGCGCUGGAAGCAUACGAUAAUUUCGCCAGCGCGAUCUUCUCCAAGAGGCGGCUUAGCAUCACGGAAAAGUACAAGGCCAAGGCCCUCGAAAAAACGGUCAAGAAACUCGUGCGGGAGCAAGGGAAGGGCAGUGUUAUGCGGAACCGGCGGCCAACCCAAGAAAAGGGUCAUGCUUUCGUCUGCACCAUGCCCGCGCAGCGACACAAGGAGACCGUCUGCCUCAGGACAUAUGAUGUCGCAGGAGACAAGUACCCUAACUGUCUCAUAUAUGAAGCAGCUCGGGCGACCACCGCGGCGACCACGUAUUUCAAACCAAUGGCCAUCAAGGAUGAGGAAGGCAAGGAAGAGAAGUUUGUGGAUGCCGCCUUGGGAACUAAUAACCCGAUUUCGAUCUUAUGGGACGAGGCUGUCAGUCUUUUUGGCAAGAAGCGCAGGCUCGGCUGUGUCGUCAGCCUUGGCACGGGGUCUCGCAAAGUUGAAAUGGCACCAGGAGGAGAGAAGCUCAUUGAGAAGGCCAAGUUCCUCAUCAGCGCGAUCAAGGUGAUGAAAGAGAUCGGAACUGACUCGGAAAAGGAUCAUGAGAGAUGGCAGACAAAAUUUGAGGAAUUUGACAAUACUUAUUUCCGUCUCAACGUUGACGGAGGUGCUCAGGGCAUUGAGCUAUCGGACUGGGAGAAGAUAGGGGAACUAAAAGCAAGGACCAGGGAGUAUUUGCAAAAUUCCAAGGUCAAAAAAUCGAUUGAUGACCUAGCUGAAGUCCUUCUGGGAAACAAGAAUUCAGGUUUGAACCUUGCUCAUGGCGCCAGUCUCAGCAAAGAAACCACCAUACCAGCAGAGCCAAGAGCUAUUCGCAGGGGUAAAUCUAGCAACAUCUUCACAGGCCGAGAGACAAUUUUGAAGAGGCUUGACAAGCACUUUGGACCUCGUGAGCCCGGGAAUACAUCAAGGCGGGAAUUCCACCUCCGUGGCAUGGGCGGCGUGGAGGAGAGAAAGGACCCGGUGCAAGAUGUCCUUACGUGGCUGCAGAAAAGUGACGAAGAGUGGUUGCUCGUGUUCGACAACGCCCCAGCCACUAGUCUCGCUAAUUACUUGCCUGACGGAAACCACGGCAACGUCCUCUACACCAGCAGACAACACAAUUUGGAGCCACGUCUUCGGCCAGAAUGUGUUGCGUCUAUUGAGACAAUGGAUACCCCAGAAGCCAUACUCCUCUUGCUGCGAUCCGCCCAGAAGCCUGUCGAAGAUAGCGACAAUCAUGAAUUGGCAAGGCCGAUCGUCAAUGCAUUGGGCUUAUUGCCUUUAGCUAUUGACCAAGCUGGGGCCUACAUACAUAUGGCGCCUUGUCCCCUAGAGGAGUACUUGGAAGUCUUCAACGAGCAAAAAGAGGUGCUUCUUCGCAGCCCACGCUUCAAGGGCAGCGAUGAGAAGCGGCAUGUCGCCGUCUACGCCACAUUCAAUAUCUCUUACAGGGCUAUCAAAGCCUUUGCUGACAAGAAGGAGGACCUUGCUAGGGCCAAGGACGCUCAAACUGCCCUCAAGCUCCUCAACCUGAUCUGUUUCUAUCAUAACGAGGGUUUCAUUGGCAUCAUUUUCGAACGGGCAGCCACAAACCGCUACCGAAUGGGAAGAGUGGAACAUUUCCCCUGGAAGGCUUGCGAAGUUGAACUUGAGGAUCUAAUCGAGACUUUUGAAACAGACAUCACACCGGAGCAUCCCGACGGGAGAGACUGGUUAUGUGCCGACGUUGUCCACGGCCUUGGUUUCCUGAACGAAUUCUCACUCCUCAAAUUCGACAUCUCUGUGGAUUACGUCAAUAUGCACAUCCUCGUGCAUGACUGGGCGAGAGACCGAAUGGAUAGCAAAGAGAAGUCCGACUGGGGGGUUGCGGCUAAGAGCUUGAUCAUGGACUCCAUCACAAUCAAGGGUGACGUUCGAAGCCUUCAAUACCGCCGCGAUAUAGUGCCACAUAUGGAAGCCUGCCUAAAGCGCGUCAACGCUGAGCAUGAUGAUCUUGCUCUAGAGAGUGAAUACCUGAUCACAGCGGCGAAGGUCUUCCAGCAAGUUUUCAACUUGGAUGCCGCAGAGGCCAUGUUGGAAAAGGCAAUAGAGUAUAGGAAAAUUUAUUUCGGCCUGCUUCAUCCCAGCCCCUUCAAAGCCAUGUCUGCGCUUGCGCGUCUGUACGCCGAUCGUACGAACUAUCCAAAAGCGGUGGAGUUGUACUUGGAGGUCAUAGACAGACGUACACUUUAUCUGAAGGAGCUGAAGUGGCAAGCUUUCCAGGAAGCACAUGCGACUACUGCGGACGAAGAGGCGCACCACAAGGCCGUAUUUGACGCUUACGACCCUCUCGACGAUCAACAGCUCCGGAGCCUUAAAUCUGCGUUGGCGUCCGUCCUCGUCACAGUGGAUAAUAUGUCAGCAGCCGCGGAUCUUUUCGUGGAAUUAAUGAGAUGGAACGAGGCAAAACAUGGCAGCGGGAGCGAGCAGGCGCGCAAGUUCCGAAACUUUGCCGAAAGAGCUCGAGUCGCCCAAGACCCCCGGAACGGCGGCGAUAGCAAGGACAUGACCAUCCAAGGGGCACAAGAGAACCUUGAAAAUACGAAGACUGAGUUGGGAGAAUUCCACCCCUCAACGAUGCGCGCAAAAAAGCACCUAGCUAGAGCGCUGAUAAGAGCAGGCGCAUUGACGGAGGCACAAAAGCUCUUGUGGAACGUGUGCCAAUGGAGCGAGGACCUCUACGGCAAGGACUCUUCGCAGCAUGCUGACGCGGUGCUCGAGAUGGCUCAUUUGCUAUGGCUACAGAAUCGAUUGUAUGAUGCAGGGGACAUGUACACUCUUGCAAUGUACAAUUACGGCAUCAAGCUCGGAAAACACCACCCGAAGACCCUCGGAAGCAUGCAACACCUGGCAGUGUGCUUCGCUGGCAGGGCUGAGUUUACAAGGGCUGCCGAAAUAAUCGAAGAUUGCCUGGGUGGAUGCAAGGUCGUCUUGGGCGCUGACCAUAGCCUGACGCUCUUCUGUGCCCAUGCCUCAAAUCAAUUUCGCUAUUACGAAAAAACAGUCCCAGAAUACGUCAGGGCCGAUGUUUACAACAGCGCAGUUGAGGCCAACAGAGAUGCCUGGGGAGACCUGGCGCCGCAAUGGAUGCAAGAAUGGAAGCCUGUUUCCACAGAGACGAUGAUGCGUGAAUGUCUUGAGCGCGGAGAAACUCUUCAAAAAUACAAAUUGGAGGAAGUCGAUGUUGAAGGUUAUCCUUUCUUUCAGCUGACACCCGUUGAAGAGCACGUGGGACUGCAGGCGAUGGAAAUUACACUGCAAUGA
Molecule: messenger RNA, 3609 nt
Organism: Diaporthe amygdali
Lineage: Eukaryota; Fungi; Ascomycota; Sordariomycetes; Diaporthales; Diaporthaceae
Exons: 5
Coding region: 1-3609 (1202 amino acids)
Biological process (GO): arachidonate metabolic process
Cellular component (GO): membrane
Molecular function (GO): protein binding
Source: RefSeq, a predicted model, not a curated record